UUACCGGACGAACAACCGCAAAAUAACCAAUGAAUUUUAUCCAAGCGGAAAAACGAGCAUUCUAGCUCGAAUUUGAGCUCGACAAUUAUUUGCUCGCGAAGGUGUGAAUCGAUUUGAGAACAGUUUGCUCAAUGAUCGUUUCAUCGGAAUCGAAAUGGACUGCUCGCGAGUAGCGAGAUUGAUAAGCGAUAAACUGAAAAAAUAAGACUCGAAGUUCGACGAAUCAACACCUUGGAAAUACGCGUGCGUGGCACGUUUUUAUCAGCCACGGUAACAUCGUCCUUCUCCCGUCUUUACUUUUUCAUUAUUUUCACUUCGUUUUUAUUCUCUUCGCCGCGAUUCCGUCUGUAUUCUCUCGUUUCGUUGACGAUUCGAGAAAUAUCUCAGGCAUUUGCCCAGAGGAAUCUCGCUCUUUACAACCGUUUCCUUUUAGCAUUCCGCUUUAAUCUCUCUCGAGAGAUAAUAGAAAUCGCUUGUCCCUGAUUCAAAAAGUUCGGUUUGAAUCGCGAAAAAGAAUCCGCGGAAAGAGCUUUCGUGUAGCCCGUCAAAGUGUGCUGUACCUGUACGCGUCGCUGCUUACUGCUUGUCGAUUCAUUACACACAUACGAAUCUAUGUCAUUGUUGCCAAAAGAGAGUGAGAGAAAGGUGUAACAUAGAACUACAACGGACAUAGUCCGACUGGAAUCGUGUCUCGUGCCUCAGGUUUUGGGUAUAUGAUAAAUGUGAAAACGUGCCGAGAGUGGUAUAAUCGUCCAUUCAUCGACGAAGAUCUUCGUACAGUGAAGCAACCAGAGGAUCCUUAACGAGGAUAACGCAUGUUUUUCUAACAGAGAAUUCGAGCCGUCGAGGUGUCCGCCAUUCUGCUCGGUCAAUGAAGAAUCUACGCUGAAGACGACCGAAACCGACGCGACGCCCCAAGGAAACAAAUCUAAUUCUCAAUCGAUUUUCUUCGAAGAAUGGAGGACCGAGAGAAGCUGCUCUCGCGGACGCAGCCGGGCAGAAGCUCGAUCCGAUCACCAAUCAGCCGGAAGAGCUUUGGGACGCAAGUUUCCGGAUUCAAAACUCCGAAUAAGGAACCGACGACUCCCACGUCGCCCACCGGAAAAUUACGCACGCCCAUGGAGGACCUGAAGCAAUGGGAGUUGGUAGAAUCCGAACGCGGCUUGCGCGUGGUGGAAAAAAAGAAGUCGGGCGAGCGUUUUCGACAAACGAAAGACGCGGCGCCGCAGGUGUCGAGGAAAACUUCGCCAACUUUGCCGAUCGACGUGAACUUCGAGGAGAAGUUGAAGGCUUUCAAAGACUCGAAGAUCGUGCAACCGAUCAUAGAGAACGAGGACUCGAGUAGCGACGCGAAUAUUCCAAAUGCAAAUUUGGAUUUGAUAUUGAAGCAGAGGAAGGGUUCGGGCAUAGAGAGCACGGACAUGCUUCAACGAUUGGAGCAGCAGGUCAAGGCCAUCGAAAUGGGCACUAUCGCGGCGAGAACCCGUCAGUUGGAGAUCAGCUCGGAUUUCGAGCAGGAGAUUCGAUACAGCGACACGAGGUACAGGGAACACGAGGACCUGCUACGUAACGUGACAGAUGACGAGGCCGAGGGGGGGUCUCCGUUGAACCGUGGAGAGGCGACAAGGAAUUCGACGGGAAACACGGGCGUCGUGACGAAGAAACCUGCGACGAAAUUAUCGAGGACAGCCUCGGAUACGAGGCGAAGACAGGAAGCGGAUAUUCCGCUUCGCGCUAGGGUGCAGCAAGUACGCAGGUUUGCGCUACCGAUCAUCACGAAGAAAGAGCAUCAACAGCAACAACAUCAACAAAAACAGAGAUCAGAAGUGGCGCACAAGGAUGGUCAAAUUGAAAAGGAGACUGGGGAUGGCGUGGGAGUGUCGAGUAGCGGCGGUCGGCUCUCGUCCAGGAGUCGGACCUCGGAGGAGCCCCACAUCGGCAAGUACAAAUUACUCAAAACGAUCGGCAAAGGCAACUUCGCCAAGGUAAAACUUGCCAAGCACGUACCUACCGGGAAAGAGGUGGCCAUCAAAAUUAUUGACAAGACUCAGUUGAACCCCAGUAGUCUCCAAAAGUUGUUCCGGGAAGUGAGAAUAAUGAAGAUGCUCGAUCAUCCAAACAUAGUCAAACUUUUCCAAGUGAUCGAGACCGAGAAGACACUGUACCUGGUAAUGGAGUACGCCAGCGGUGGCGAGGUCUUCGACUACCUGGUCUUGCACGGUCGAAUGAAAGAGAAGGAAGCAAGAGCGAAGUUCAGGCAGAUCGUUUCUGCCGUGCAAUACUGCCAUCAGAAGAAGAUCAUUCACAGGGACUUGAAGGCCGAAAAUUUGUUACUGGACAGCGAGAUGAACAUCAAAAUUGCCGAUUUCGGUUUCAGCAACGAGUUCACACCGGGCAAUAAGUUAGACACCUUCUGCGGGUCGCCACCUUACGCGGCGCCCGAACUCUUUCAGGGUAAAAAGUACGACGGACCCGAGGUAGACGUCUGGUCGUUGGGAGUAAUAUUGUAUACUUUAGUGUCCGGUUCACUGCCCUUCGACGGCUCGACGCUGAGGGAACUGAGGGAACGAGUACUACGUGGAAAAUAUCGAAUCCCAUUUUACAUGUCCACAGACUGCGAGAACUUGUUAAAAAAGUUUUUGGUGCUCAACCCGACGAAACGGGCCUCCCUAGAGACUAUUAUGAAAGACAAAUGGAUGAACAUGGGAUACGAUGACGACGAACUGAAACCGUACUUAGAACCCGAACCCGACUACAAAGACCACAAGAGGAUAGGUGAGUCUGCCAAGGCCCUGGUUAGUAUGGGGUAUACGAGGACCGAGAUAGAGGACUCCUUGGCACAAGCAAAGUACGAUGACGUGUUCGCCACGUACUUACUCUUAGGAAGAAAAAUAACCGAUCCCGAAUCCGACGGCUCGCGGUCAGGCAGUUCAUUGUCGCUGCGCAACAUUCCACCGCAGGCUGGUUCCGGUGGCGGCGGAGGUGGUGGAGGAGGAGGAAGCGGAGGAGGUACGGGCGGUGCUGUGCAAAGUCCGUCACACAGAGGUGUUCACAGAAGUAUUUCCGCUAGCAAUCCAAAACCACGUAGACGAGUAUCGUCCGGUCUUGAAACGCUUCCAGGAGCACCGAGUCCAGGGAAUGCAACGAACCAUAAUCAUACGACGACUACGACUGGUGGGACCGUGACCGGAAGCGGCGGUAGUAAUUUUAAGCGGCAGAACACUGUGGACGCGGCCACGAUCAAGGAACAGAACAGUGCUCGCGUGUCUGCGAGCAGACCUUCGGCGCCCAAGAACAGUCCUGGCCGAUUAGAUACUAUGACAAUGUUCAUUCUAGGCGUGGGUACAAGUGCCUGUGAUAGGGCAUGGGCAGGCAAGAGCAACACGAUGAACGCAGGGGUAGGUGGUGGUGGUCGGCCUUUAACCUCACCUGCCCCUGGUUCUGUUGGUCGACGUAGUACCAUCUCCUAUGAUCAAGCGAAGACGUCCUCGUCUACCGAAAGAACCAACGACGCACCCAGUCUUGGCGAGGGCACUAGACCAACGCGGGGUCACACCAAGUCUGCGAGCAUCAGCGCAGGUCACCGUUCCUCAAGUGGCGUACCCCCCAGCGACCAUUCACUACUGGACCCUCAACCACGCAACGCCCACAACUCCUUACUCGUCACUGCUGACCCUCUUAGACAGAGCUUGGGUGUGUCUCCAAGCAAUAGACUGGCAACACCUACAACACCAGCAUUUCCACGAAAUGUUCCAAGUCGUAGCACGUUCCAUUCUGGCCAGAAUAGAGCUCAGCGAAAUCAUACUCAGGGUCACACGCAUACACAGGACACAAAUGCAAUUAGCCCACUAGCGAGACCGUCCUUCUUCUCCAAGUUAUCGUCAAGGUUCUCCAAACGCCCCAUGGACCCAUCCGUACCCUCCAAGCACCCAGUAGUGAGCGGAGCGACCACUAACGAUGAGCAGGUUAAACCACGCAGUCUACGUUUCACAUGGAGUAUGAAAACUACAAGUAGUCGAGAUCCGAAUGAAAUCAUGUCCGAAAUUCGAAAGGUACUGGACGCCAACAAGUGCCAGUACGAGCAACGCGAGAGGUUCCUCCUGCUGUGUGCGCAUGGUGACGCCGCGACGGAUAGUCAGGUACAAUGGGAAAUCGAGGUCUGUAAACUGCCACGACUGUCCUUGAACGGUGUACGCUUCAAACGGAUCUCGGGCACUUCGAUCGGCUUCAAAAACAUUGCUAGUAAGAUAGCGAACGAGCUCAAACUGUGACUGGCGACAACGGGCGCCUUAGCCGCACGCGCCAAUCCAUAACGCUCUCGUGAUCGAUGACACGGAUUCACGGCUACCGAUGACGACCAACGUCUCUCCUUCUUCUGGGACCUUCACCUUGUCGACGAUACCGAUACGGAUACCGAUACCGAUACCGAAAUCGAAACCGAUGCUUGCUCCGACGAUCCCAGCUCCGACGAUUCCGAUUCCGAUGCCCGGGAAAUCUUCGUCUGACCGAACAGUCCACCCCAAUCGUCCCAGUCGAAGAGCGAAAGUAUAUUGGCCGAAAUCGACCACACACCGAUCACCGAUCGUUGAUCUACGCGCGCGUCACGUAGUCGUUCCGUUCGAUCCAUCGAAAGCCUUUAACAAAGAUAGACACUGUGAUCUGUGAACGCGUGUAUCCGAAUACUCUCGAGUGCCAAAAGCGAAAUCAGGUGGUCGGUUCUUUGUUGAAUUCGUCUCCACGCGAAGAACGGGAAGAUUUGGGAAUAAUCGUGGAUGUUGAUCAUAUUGAGGGGAGCAGGAAGAAGAAAAAGAAAUUGAUGGAUGAACCGACCGUAUCGCGCAUCAAGCUGCUGUUACCACGAUCGCGAUAAUAAUUCUUUUUGUUGGUACACGCAAAAACCAACGUCCGAUGAUACCGGACGUUAUUCAUACUAAUUAAUUGCUCGAGUCAUGCUCUCCCGUCGUACUCUGUUCAAUCGAGUAAGAACGAUCACCAUCAAGUUGGAACGCUUUUACGUUUACAGUAUUAUUCUAUUCGGAACGACUUUUUAACGUUGUGGUAGUCUGUUCGCAAUGUCGAAAACAAAAAUGAAUAUCCGAUUUGUUUUACUUAAACCGAUCCCACAUGCGCGUCUUCUGUACUUGAUCUUUCUUUGUCCUUACAAUUUCUGUCUGUCUGUCUGUCUGUCUCUCUCUCUCUCUCUCUCUCUCUCUCUCUCCCUCCCUUUCUCUCUCUCUCUCUUUCUCUCUCUAAUUUGCUGAAAGAAAUAUCUCCGAAGAUACCAAGUUGUAUUUCAACUGUGCCUAAUGAUGCGUAUUCAAAUAUAAUAAAAUGGUUUCUUCUCUAACGAACGAUCACGGAACAAUGAUAGGACAUCAGUAGCGUGGAGGAAGUCGAAGAAAAUGAAAUGUACCAUGAAAAAGAGAUAGACGUAUAUAAUAUAAUGUACCCGUAAACAAAACGAGGUCAGAGACGUUCGAUCGAGCGCGCAUUGUGCAGAACACCUAUAUCGAAACGAGUCGCAAGUCUUUCUUUUAGCAACAAGUUUGUCUUUUUCUAAUUACGUUUUAUAUAUGUGUAAGAAGCACUUACGAAGACAAGCGGUCUGUUUGUACAUAAUCGAUCAAAACUACUCGCGAAACCUGUAAAGGAAACACUGUAGACUUCUACUCGUAAACGAAAUCUAUCUUUAAGAAAAGAAAAAAACACUCGUCGUUCGUUGAAAACUUCGUUGAAGUAAAUUCAACCGUUUCAAAUCGUGUUACACACUUACACACAUACAUACAUACAUACAUACAUACAUACAUAUAUACGCGCGAACUAAAAGUAUAACACGCGCCGAAACCGUUUACCUUUUCGAAUAUUUUUACGAUACAUUACUUUUUUAUCUAUAUUAUAAGUUUAAAACUAUGCAGCACUAUAGGCGUCAGCCAAUUAAUUAAAAGCGCGUCAUCGUCGUCCCGUUCUCAUCAGCAUCCUCAUUAUUAUUAUUAUUAUUAUUAUUAAUUAUUAUUAUUAAUAUCAUUCAUCACGAUCGUCAUAAAUGUAUUUUAUUUUUAUUAAUAGUAUACAAUAUAAUGUUACAACACAAUGUUAAACGUGACAAAGAAAACUGUAGAGAGAGGAGCUAACUAAUUAUCGUUAACGUAAGGAAUUAUCAUCGAGCAAAUCUUACUCGUAUUCUCGCGCGAGUAUAUACGAUGCAAGUACGUUUUGCUCCAAAAAGAAGAAAGGGAUAAAACGAAAAAAGACUAGAACAACUCCGGAAUAAUACCUAAACAGAAUGUUAAAUGCACACGCGCACGGCAUCGUCGAUUUAAACGAGAUCUGUUAUUUCUACGAAGGAUACUGUGUAAGGUUUACAUUUAAGUAUCGUAAUUGGCUAUUUGCUAUUGCGCUAUUUAAUCCUUUUAUUCGCAGAUGUAUUCGCGGUUGAAUGAACUUAAAAUUAGGAAUUAUUGUACACAAUUAAUGUAGAGGCGACUAGAGAGACUUGAUGUAUAUACGUAAUUAUAAUAUACGAACGAUACUAAAUUAACUAAAUAAUUGAAGCCUCACAUCAAGAACGUGAAUAUGAAAUUAAGAAGAGAAGACAAUGGAGACCGAAGUUGAAGAAGUGGGAGGAAAUACUAGAAGGAGAUUGGAAUGAAAACCAGAGAGAGAGUUUCAAGUUCGAAACUCGAGUAAUCGCGAUUUUUUUACAUUUGCCUAAUGUUUAAUAUCGACCACGUGUUAUGUGCAACGGGCAAUGACUAAUUUAUUUAAGUAAACCCAAAACUCGAAUGAUUUUUUCACGUUUUUAAAAUAACACACACACACACGCGUUAAAAGAACACGAACGUGCCUCUCAACUUCAAACAAGCAAGAUUUUCAAUUUUCCAUUUAUAAUGAAAAAAAAAGUACAGACGUAUUCGUUAUUCAUGUAUAAUUAUCUGAUGCAUGGUCCUUUGAAAGUCAUUGAAAAGGACCAACUGUCUGUUUAAACAGAAAAAAAUCAUCGAGACUGCCCGUGAAAACUUUCUCGAGUUCGGUUAAGACAGCUUAGCGAACACCGAGUUUUUGAUCUAUAUACGCUAUGAUUGACAAUGUAUAGCGUUUAAGUAUGAAUCGCCGCAAACAUACAUUUCCCUUCGUUGUCCGAUCAUACACGCAUAUAACUGAGAAAAUGAUUUUCAUUUAAAAUAGUCGCCGAUAAAGCUUCAUGUAAGUUGUAAGUACUUUUACAACGUUGAGUGCGGUUUCAAAUUACGUACAUAACAAAAUCGAAUAUAGUACAAGGAAGGAAACAGAAGAAUCGCCGUGUUACGAAGAAAGAGCUUCCUUCGUUAAUUCCUUUCUGUACAAAAUACAAGAAGAAGAAUAAAAGAAAAGAGGGAGAAUGGAGGAACAAUAAUGAAGAAAAGGAGGAAAUGCAGCAUCCAUUGGCAGUGACUGGCGCGUGUCGACAAAAACAUAGUGUAUAAUUCCGGACGCAGUCGUUACACGAAACAAAAAAGACACGAUACUGUAGAAAAAGAAACUGUAUCUUUACCACUAGCGAUUACGAAUUAAUGUUAAAUGAAUAAGAUCCUUCGAUAGCGUUAAUGGUAUAUCCUUGUAAGAUGCAAGUAGGCGAGGAAACGAUUCUCCACUGUAACGAUAUAAAUACACGAAUACACGUUCGUUCGUUCGUUCGUUCGUUCGUUUGUUCGUUCGUUCGUUCGUUCACUCGCUCGCUCGCUCGCCGCUCGCUUGCUUCGUCAAAUAAAGAAAUAUGUAAAUUGAUUAUCGAUGAUUAAAAAGUGAGGGAGAAACUCUGAUUUAGGGGAAAAGGAGUGGAUAAAGGAAAACUGGAUAAAUGAAUCAAGUAAAAUCCGAAAAGCUGAACGGAUGACAUCACAAACAAUAUUCGAAAACUAAAAGGAACCGCUCGAGUAUUUACCCUCGUCGCACGUCGCAUCAAACCGACGAAAUAAAAGCUUUUGUGAUUUUUCUAUUGUGUAAGUAAUAAAAGCGAUAGAGGGACAAAAUGAUUACAUAUACCGAGAUUAUAAUCCGGUUCUCGGCUCGUCAUCCAUCCAGCUACAUCACUUCGCCCUGCACGCACACAUACACAAAACACUUGCCACAAGCAUACACACAAAUACACACAUACGAGUAAUGCGAUACAUAUGACACAUGACAGUUUGUAGAUAGGAACGUACAUACAGCUUUGCUAAGUGUUUUCUGGUGAUCGGUAUUUAGCCAACAAAAUGUAGCAGAAACGUUUAUAAUAAAAUGGUAACACGCAUUGUUUCCCAA
Ceratina calcarata is the source of this 8280-nucleotide messenger RNA. Its product is annotated as serine/threonine-protein kinase MARK2. The transcript is spliced from 16 exons. NCBI's taxonomy places the organism in Eukaryota, Metazoa, Arthropoda, Insecta, Hymenoptera, Apidae. Gene Ontology annotation, molecular function: ATP binding; tau-protein kinase activity. The record is from RefSeq and is a predicted model, not a curated record. Gene Ontology annotation, biological process: protein phosphorylation; intracellular signal transduction; microtubule cytoskeleton organization. Gene Ontology annotation, cellular component: cytoplasm. Bases 957 to 4271 code for a protein of 1104 amino acids.